ACCCGUGCAGUCAGUCUGAGGUGAGCUGGGAGCUGGCAUGCCGAGUGCCGUGCACCGCGAGUUGUCAGCGAGUUGAGCAUCUCCAAAUCAAGCCCAGGAUUGCGUUACGCGCGAUCCGAUUCCGCGAGAGAUUCGUGUGUUCGCAUAGGAUGAGAUCAGACUGAGCGCAAUGACAUCGAGAUACUUCGUGUUUGUCGCGGCUCUGGCGUACGUUGCAGUGUCCGCCGCGCAGGUUUACAACAGCUACCCGGAGGAUGCAGCUGCGGCGAUCGACUCAGCGCCUGCAAGCAAUGACUUCAUCACGCAAACCGUCUACGGCUUCCUGGACUUCACUACGACGAUCGGUAACACGGUGAUGGUCUUCAGCCCUCAGAGCGCUCCUCCAGAAGGAGGUAUCGUGAAGAAGACCGCGUCCUCCGAGCAGGCGAUUCACACGAAGCCGACGGAGCAGCAGUCGAAAAAGAAUGUCCCCGAUAUCCAGCCCAGCAAGACUCACAAGGCCGACGAUCAGGGCGGCGAGACGAAGAAGCAGAUAAAGGGCACGAAGAUCAUUGUGAAUUCCGUGGUCGAACAGAACGCGGUGAACCCGUCCGAGAAAGCCGCACCGAAACCGACGAAGAGCCAGGAGUCAAGUAAACAAACGAAGACACCCUUAUUGUCGUCGGUUGUUCAAGUACGUGCCAAGGAUGAAACUCCAGUCUUGAAGAACAAUCUCGCCGAACCGGAAUACGAUUUUCUCUCGAAGCAGCCGACGGAAGUGAUCGACGAGACGUACAAGCUGAUCAACCUGCGACCUUCGUCGAAGGUUCAUCACAAGCCGCGUGCCACCCCGCGAAGAGACAAGGAGAAUCCGACAGGCCUGGUGACCAAGCUGGGCGGUACCAUCGUGAAGGAUGGGCUCACCACUGUGCAUGAGACCAGCGUGAUUGGAACCUACAUCAACGGCAAGUACGCCCAGGUACUCCAGAGCUCGUCAAGAAUUCUAACAGUACCGGACACGCCAGUGGCCGAGGGUAAGAUCCGACCCUCCAGCACCAACCGCAUCCUGAAGACCAUCGGCCCACAACAUGGCAAGCUCAAACCUCAGCUGGAACCUACCCCGACCUAUCAGCAGGAGGAAUCUUCGUUGCCCCUAGAAGCUCUCUUCGACGGACCCUCUGGUACUCCGGUACGAACGACGCGAAGAAACUCGAUAACCCCCAAUAAUCCAACCAGACCGAAAUUCCGAAACAAAAUACCCGAUGAAUAUGACAACAGCGAGUCACAGCAAACGAGGACCACAAAGAAUCGCCCUAGUACAACGAGACCAAAUUAUAAAAAUCGUCCCUUGACCACCACCACCACUGAAACACCCAUCACUCGUCGUCGCAGCGGUUUCCGGCCGAACAGUCAAUCCACUAAUACACCCUUGAAGCAGUCAACGAAAUUGAAGAUCAGCGAUCAGCAGUCGACAACGGCCACUCUUCUGCCCAAGGUGAAGCUACCGAGAACGCAAGGUCGCUGGUCGUACAAGACCACGCCGAAGCCGAGGAUUAUGAUUCGCAAGCAGGUGGACGAGGACGAUUUCCGAACGUCAACGACCGAGCCGAGUACAACGGAGUCAUCUUCCGGAGCAAUCUAUGACGACCAAGGAAAGACAGCGGCGACAACGACGACGCUGAUCAAUGCUGCUUCAAGCCCAAUAAACGGCGCCAAUGUUGCUCAGAGGAAAGAGCUAUCCUUGACGGAGGAUGAGUUGGAUCCCAGUGAGAGCGAAGACGUCGCAAGCAUCAGCGUGCAACAAGAUCAGCAGCAGCCUGGAGAACAGAUCCUGCCAGUAGAGACUCUCAACGUGGAGAUUUCCACCGCAGCAGACCUUGAUAAUAUAUAUUUCGAGAUCGCCACUAUUAAGUCGCCCUACUCCUUCCAGGUAGGAACACUGCGAAACACCCGUUAUAUCACGGUGACCUCCACCAUCAGGAAAACGUUCGCAACGGCCGAGCCAAGUAGUUCAAUUUCACCUACUGAACCGCUGACGGAGAAUAUUCUAGCGAACACCGGGGCUGCCUACGAGUCGACUUUGCCACUCGAUUCAUCCGUCGCUACACUGCCAGCGAUCUCCCUGGACGCCGCCCAAGCGACGCCGCCGUUGGAAACGAAGACGGAGACGUUCUCGACGACGCAGACCUUGCUGAAGACGCAUAUGUUGCCAGUGAUCUACGCCGGGAACAGUACCACUCGGCUGACCCUGGUGCAAACGUACAACAUCGCCCGAGUGGUGACGGCGACGAAGACGCUGCCACCGAUGGAGAUCUAUCAAUUUAUUCCGAGUAAGACGCUGAAUGAAUUUAACUCGAAGCUCGACGAAGCCGGCAGCGAGUUGCACCUCGAGCUUGACUUUGGCGAAGACGAUCGCGACGACGAGGACGUUCCCAAGAGGGUAGUGGUGGCCAACAAUGACGAUGCCGACCUGGACGUCUUCAAGUCGGCGCCGCCGGCUAAGGUCAAGAGCGACACCGCGACCAACAGCAAUGCCGAACCUCCACUAACCCCGGAACAGGCCCAACAAUUGGCUUUAUUGAAGUACUUUGGUCAGCCGCAACCCCAGGUCAUCACUACCUCCAGACCCAUAGUCACUUUGGAAACGCUAUGGGAAUCGCAUGUGAUUCCCGUGGUGAACUCGGGGAAUACCAUUUACUCGACGCUCACUAGGCCAAUUGGAACCGUGCCCAAAACGUCUUACGAGUUCGGCACGUCCACCUUGAGUCCGGUGCUGCAGCCGCAGGUGCCACAGGUGCCGCAGGUACCGCAACUGCCGCUAUAUCCGCAACAGCCUCAAUUUACGGUGACGAGCGCGCCCGUGAUCACCCAGACCCUCGCUACCGUGUCCGACUCGCGAGUGCUGAAGCUCACCUUCGGCGCCAAAACCGCCUACACCACUCUCUUCUCCACAAGAGUCGUCCCUACUGAACUCACCACCUAUAUCACCAACACCGUGCCGGUGCAACCGACGGUACCGGCGUAUCCCGGUUAUUACCCGGCUCCGGUACCCUACGGGCCCUUCCCCUUCGUCGGUUAGAUCUCGAUCAGACCUUCGACUCCUUCGCGAUUUAUUUCGAUUGCGGUCAAUCGCCAAGUAGAUUCAUUCUCUUUCUAAAUAUUGUACUAAUUAAUUUUUACAAUUAUUUAAAGCGAAGAUACAUAGUUUGUUAAACUCUGUGAGUGAUACAAUUCUAAACACAAACGGUUUUAUUUUUUAUUUAAUAACUUUUUCACGAAUUUUUCUUGAUGAUUCUUCCAAAAGUUAAUGCUAUAAUUCGCACACAUUUUUAAUAAAUAGUGGCCAUAAUUUUGUAGUUCAUUGAUUAAUUUAAUAUUAUACUUGCAUAAAAUUUCUAAUAAGAAAACAUCUUAAAUUUAAAAAAUUUAUUUUUUAAAUCAAUUUUAUUAAAUUUAUUUAUGUCAAAAUAAGAGUCAAUAACAACGCUCCCGAUUUACGAUAUAUCUCAACAGUUUUUCAAUUUUACGUAAAUGUAAUUCUGUAAUAAAUGAGCCACAUUACUGUAAGUAGAACACGAAGGACGUUACCGUAAUUGCAUGUUAGACGAAGAAAAUUAUAAACUUACAAAUACCAAUUAUUUGGUAUAAUAAAACGUUGGCGGUGAUCGCAAUCGAACGGCAUUAUUGUAAAUAAAUUAUUGACUAUAUAAUAUAUAUGUAUUGUAUAUCGUAUAUUGUAUAUGUAUACCGCGCAUUUUGUAAAUAAAUGAAAUAAAAA
Molecule: messenger RNA, 3757 nt
Organism: Solenopsis invicta (red fire ant)
Lineage: Eukaryota; Metazoa; Arthropoda; Insecta; Hymenoptera; Formicidae
Product: flocculation protein FLO11
Exons: 10
Coding region: 170-3058 (962 amino acids)
Source: RefSeq, a predicted model, not a curated record